Messenger RNA from Fusarium redolens, 420 nucleotides. RefSeq lists its product as uncharacterized. The transcript is spliced from 2 exons. The record is from RefSeq and is a predicted model, not a curated record. The coding region runs from base 1 to 420 and encodes 139 amino acids. NCBI's taxonomy places the organism in Eukaryota, Fungi, Ascomycota, Sordariomycetes, Hypocreales, Nectriaceae.
AUGCCGCCGUAUACCGUGGAAGAUUUGGUUUCAGCGUCUGAGCAAAAGAUUGGUGCUGUUCUUCGUGCCUUGUGCCAAGAUGAAGAUACCCGCUCCCGUGCUCCGGACCACUACAACAGCUUGCAAGCCACGCCUGAACUUUCCGAUGGGCGCAAACGCAAGGCGGAAGAUGAGAUGCGUAUCUGUGGCCAGUGCAAAAAGGAGUUUAACAAACACGAAAACACCGUUUUCAUCCUGGUAAGAGUGAUGUACGCCGAUGAGGAGGCUGAGGCAUGGGACGACCAUGGAGGUUCACUUGAGGACGUCGAAACAGACGAAUAUCGCGAAGAAUUUCCAGAUGCUUUUCUUUGGGAUUGUUGUGAUAAGGGAGGCACUGAAGAGGGGUGUACCCAUGGAAAGCAUGAGGCUCAGCCGAUCUAA